Molecule: messenger RNA, 3018 nt
Organism: Erigeron canadensis
Lineage: Eukaryota; Viridiplantae; Streptophyta; Magnoliopsida; Asterales; Asteraceae
Product: autophagy-related protein 18f
Exons: 8
Coding region: 131-2728 (865 amino acids)
Biological process (GO): response to starvation; autophagy
Cellular component (GO): cytoplasm
Molecular function (GO): protein binding
Source: RefSeq, a predicted model, not a curated record
AUAUUUUAAAAUAAGUAAUAAUUAUAUAUGUAUAUAUAAGAAGAUUGUGAGGUUAUGAUCAGUGAAAAUAAUAGGAGAAUAAAAAAUAGUGUUGAAUUUGAUUUGUUGAACAAGGAUUUGUUAUUUGGUGAUGAGGAAGAUUGAUCAGAAGCAAAAAGUAGGAAGUGGUGGUGGGAAUGGUUUUAUACCGAAUUCGUUUAGGUCGAUAUCGAGUUAUCUGAGGAUUGUGUCGUCUGGUGCGUCGACUGUUGCGUCGAGUGUUAGGUCUGCGGCAUCCGCUGCGAUAGUUGAUAGGGAUAGGGAUAAUGAUGCAGUUCCUGAUCAGGUUCUCUGGGCUGGGUUUGACAAGCUCGAACGUGAGGGAGAUCUCACCCGCAGAGUGCUUUUGCUAGGGUAUCAAUAUGGUUUCCAUGUAUGGGAUGUUGAAGAUGCAAAUAACGUGCGUAACAUAGUUUCUCGAUAUGAUGGUGCCGUUUCUUAUAUGCAAAUACUGCCAAAAUCAACUGUGUCAAACCAUUCUCAUGUUGAUUAUGCAAACGAGCGCCCUCUGCUUGUAAUUUGUGCAGCCGGGUCCUUCUCUGCAGGUGGAAAUGCUCAGAUUGGGCCAGGCAUUACUAAAAAUGGUCAUGAUCAACUAAAUGGUGGGUCUGUACCUACUGUAGUGCGGUUUUAUUCAUUAAAAUCCCAAUCCUAUGUCAAAGAGUUGAAGUUCAGAUCGGUGGUACACUCGGUGAGAUGCAGUUCGCGUGUUGUUGCUGUUCUACAAGCUGCGCAGGUGCAUUUUUUUGAUGUUGCAACCUUACAAAGGGAGUACACUAUUCUCACAAAUCCUAUAGUAGCAAGCUCUCCCCGAUUUGAAAAUAUAGGGUUGGGGCCCCUUGCUGUUGGUCCUAGAUGGAUUGCUUAUAGUGGUAGUGCUGUUGCAUUACCAAAUACACGUGUUAGCCCACAGCAUCUUACUCACUCUAGAACUUUUAAUACCCUUGGCACAAAUGGGAGCAUUGUUGCACACUAUGCAAAACAAUCAAGCAAGCAGCUUGCUGUAGGAAUUGUUACACUUGGAGAUAUUGGUUAUAAAAAGCUUUCUAGGUAUUAUUCUGAUUUCCUACCAGAUGGUAACAUGCCUCAGCAACUUAGUGACCCUGCAAGGAAGGAUAGUGGAACUCCUAAUGGCCGUUUACCAGAUACAGAGAAUGUUGGAAUGGUGAUAGUGAGAGAUGUUGUGAGCAAAUCAGUAAUUGCUCAAUUUAAGGCACAUGACAGUGCUAUCGCAUCUUUAUGUUUUGAUCCUAGUGGUACCUUGUUGGUAACAGCUUCGGUUCAUGGUCAUAACUUUAAUGUUUAUCGUAUAAUGCCUGACCCAGAAAACAGUGCAUCUUAUGUACACCUUUACAGGCUUCAACGUGGUUUUACAAAUGCGGUUAUACAGGACAUAAGUUUUAGUGUGGACAGCCGUUGGAUCACUAUAAGUUCCUCAAGAGGCACCAGCCAUCUCUUCGCUAUAUCUCCAUCUGGGGGACCAGUUAAUAUACAAACAGUUGAAGAAUUUUUGACUACUAACAAUCAAGGAUACAAUUAUGACGCCACCAAUAAGCCUCCAAUUACACUUUCUGCGGUUGGCAGAAUAAGAAAUGGAAAUAGUGGGUGGAAAAACAUGGUGACUGGGGCGGCGGCAGCAGCAUCUGGUAGGAUGAAUUCAUAUUCCGGGGUUAUUACUUCUACUUUCCAUAAAUGCAAGAGUAAUAAUAUGGACAGAAGUAUAGGCUCUGAUACGUCAAAAUACCACAUGCUGGUUUUUUCUUCGUCUGGUUAUGUGAUUCAGUAUGCAUUGCGAUUAUUGUCUGAAGUAGAAGCUGAUUAUAAAUCAGCUCCUGAUCAUGAUUCAAGAUUAGUUGUUGAGCCGAUUCAGAAGUGGAACAUUUGUAAUAAACAGAAUAGAAGGGAACGAGAAGAAAAUGUGGACAUUUAUGGUGAGAAUGGGCAUACAGACAAUAGGAAGGUAUUCCCUGAAAGAAGUGGAAAUGAAAAUAGCGAUUACUUUGAUGGUAUGAGUAAGCUAAAAAAAGAUAAUGUCAGUGUUGAGGAAAGGAAUCAUGUUUAUAUUUCUGAAGUUGAGUUACAUAUGCAUCCUAUACAGACCCCGCUGUGGGCAAGAGCACAGAUAAACUUCCAAUCUUUGAUGGUACAAGAUAUCACAAUGGACGGGGAAAACAAUUCAGAGGGCGAAUUUGAAAUUGAGAAGAUUCCAGCCCACACAGUUGAAGCUCGGUCUAGGUACUUGGUACCAGCUGUUGAUCUUCAAGGGCCCAAGGGUCAAAUGACAAGAGUUCCUUCUUCAGAUAACAAUAGUAGUGGGAGCACUCAUCACUCCUCCGGGUUGUAUGAACAUGAUAACUUUUUUAGUGGAAGCAGCCCAUCCGGGUUGUAUGAACAUGAUAAGCUUUCGAAUGGUAGCAGCUUUGAUCCUAUCCACUCAAUGACAGAUACUGUUGCAGAUAAUGGACUUAAGAAUGGCAAUGAAGAAACUGGGGAGGAUGCUUGUCAAAUGCCAUUAGAAGAUACUAAUGGCUUUGUAAAUAACGACAGCGGUCCAAUAUCUCACACUCAACCUGAGACUGUAAAUAAUAGAGAGCACUCAGUGAGUGAGACCCAGCCCCAGCUUGUAAAUAAUAAUGUAGAUCAGAAACUGGAGAACCACUUUGAAGAUCAGGGUGAUGAGUUUGAUUGAAGGUUAUACGUCUUGUUUCAAUUCAACCGAGGGUUUUACUUCUACAUGAUGGUUCUAUUGUAAAGAAAAGUGAGUCUCGAUGAGAGCUUUAUUUGAGUGUGGGGUUCGGAGAUUGUUUCAAGGUUUGUUGUUCUGAUGACCAAUGUAAAUAACACCUGAAUCAUCAAAAAAUAAUCAGUUGUAUAGAUGUGGAUAGUAGCAUCAAGUGCAACUGUUUGAUUUCUGGUUUUUCGUAUGUUUCUGUUGUAUUGGUUUCUAAGGUGGAAAGUAACAUAUAUUUCAUGACCAAA